AUGGCAUUCGAACCCCUUCCCCUUCCCGACGAUAUUUCCGAAGACUACCUCGAUUGUACUUCUUCGUGCGGACUGAACUUCCAUAUCCUCAAGGCUGGCGAAGCAGGUAGACCGCUCAUACUGUUCUGCCAUGGUUACCCUGAGCUCGCCUUCUCCUGGCGUAAAAUCUUACCCGCCGUGGCAAAAGCAGGAUACUACUGCGUAGCCAUGGAUCAACGAGGCUACGGAAGGACGACUGGAUGGGACGACAAGCCCUACCAUGAAGUAGACCUGGCAGAGUAUACCAUCACCAAUCUCGUGCGGGACCUAGUCUGCUUGACGUACAGGCUCGGGUACACUGAUGUGGCCUGCAUCAUCGGACACGAUUUCGGCGCCGUAUCAUCUGCGAUGGCGGCAUUGAUACGGCCGGAUAUUUUCAAGGCGACCAUUCAGAUGAGCCAUCCGCAUCAUGCACUUCCCACACCACAGUUGGGCGACAAAGCCAAGCCGCCACCGGUUGAUAUACAAGCUGACCUAGCAAAACUGAGCCCACCAAGGAAGCAUUACAAGUGGUACAACUCCACUGCAGGUGCUGCCAACGAUUGGGAUCAUCCAUCUCAGGGACUUGAAAAGUAUUUGCGUGGUUACUUUCACUUGAAGAGCGCCGAUUGGGACAAGAAUGACCCUCACCCAUUGAAGGAAUGGAGUGCAAAGGAGAUUGAAGUGAUGCCCGAGUACUAUGUCAUGGCCAAGGAUGACUCCUUUCCUCAGACUGUCGAGAAGAGCAUGAAAGGCGAAGACUACAGCAAGACAGAAUCGUGGCUCCCUGCGGACGACCUGAGGGUAUAUGUGCAGGAAUGGAGUCGUACGGGAUUCCAGGGCGCUCUCAACUGGUACCGUGCCCAAACGGCCUCGACUCCUCAAUCCAAGAAGGACAUGCUUCUCUACGCCGGACGUAGGAUCGAGGUUCCGUGCACGUUCAUCAGUGGAAAGCAGGAUUGGGGCAACUUCCAGCAGCCCGGUGCGUUUGAAGCAUACGAGGAUGAGAAAUGUGUUCGACCUGGUUGUUUCAAAGGUACGCGAUUGAUCGAUCAUGCUGGUCAUUGGGUGCAGCAGGAGCAAAGCCAAGCUGUGACGAAAGAGGUGUUGGACUUCUUGAAAGGAUUGUAG
Molecule: messenger RNA, 1149 nt
Organism: Ramularia collo-cygni
Lineage: Eukaryota; Fungi; Ascomycota; Dothideomycetes; Mycosphaerellales; Mycosphaerellaceae
Product: related to epoxide hydrolase
Exons: 2
Coding region: 1-1149 (382 amino acids)
Molecular function (GO): hydrolase activity
Source: RefSeq, a predicted model, not a curated record